Messenger RNA from Zophobas morio, 1066 nucleotides. RefSeq lists its product as uncharacterized. The record is from RefSeq and is a predicted model, not a curated record. Lineage: Eukaryota; Metazoa; Arthropoda; Insecta; Coleoptera; Tenebrionidae. Gene Ontology annotation, cellular component: nucleus. The transcript has a single exon. Bases 212 to 991 code for a protein of 259 amino acids.
UAAAAUAUAGCGAACACUUUACAAAAAAUCUAUUCUGGAGAAUAUUCGUUACGCCGUAACGAACAUUCGCUGUUUAGCGCAGAGCAAACAUUGACAACAUUGUAAAAAUGUUUAAAUUUUACCCGUGUCCUAGGAACCACAAGAGGUGACACAUAGGAGUGACAAUUCAAUAAUUUUUUUUAAUUAUUUGUAUCGUGUUUAAUAAAUAUAAAUGGAUAAACAGAAUAAUAAAAGGGGAGCAAAAUGCUCCGAAAAACAAGUGAAGAUGUUGGUAGAGUGUGUAAAAUCUCGGGAGGAGUUAAUAAGUGGAAAACAUUCCAGCAAGUAUACAUACAGAGAUGGGCAAAAUGAAUGGGACCAUAUUGCCGAAUUAUUGAAUGCCAUUUCUGGUGCCCAUAAAAAUGGACAAGGUUGGCGAAAAUGCUGGCACGAUUUAGAAUCCAGGACAAAAUGUAAAGAAGGAGCUAAUAAAAAAGAGUUCAGAAAAACAGGUGGUGGUCCCAGUCAGAGUCAAGCCUUCUCCAGCAUUGAAGAGGAUAUCCUCCAAAUUAUUAAGCCCGUGUCAAUAGAAGGGCACAAUGAAAUUAUGGAGUCGGAUGUGUCGUUUCACCAUUCGGCUGCUACCUCGUCUGCUGAGAUGGUUUUAGAAGCGGAUGAAGAAAUUCCAUGGGCGGCAGGCUUGGACGAACCUUCAACUUCUACUUCUCCACCAACAGAUUCCAUCAACGAAACUGUAUCUUUUGUAUCGAAAUCCGUUUCAAGCAAUAAAAAAUUGAAAAAAAUUCCAAAACGGGUAACACAGUUAAUGAAUUCCGCAAGUGCAACACAAGCAUACAAUGAGAAUUUGGUUAAGAAAUUAACAAUGAAAGAAGCUUAUUAUAAAAUGAAAAUUGAAUGUUUAAACAAGCGGCAUGAUUUAGAAGUAAGAAAGGUGGAAGCUAUAGAAAAGAUAGCACAUGCUUUGACAAAUUUGUCCCAAAAUAGGUUUUAAUGUUGAAAUAUUGUUUAGUUAUUGUGUUUUUUUGUUACUGCCUUGUUUCCUAUCAAUAAAUUAAUAAAUCUAACU